AUAUUGGUUAAAUCGAACGAUCAACAACACAUAAGGAUGUCCAGGGCAUUUGUUUGGCGUGAUUCCGGAUUAGAAGGCGAAAACUUAGCAUUUGAUAAAGAAUUCUUCGAGGAUGAAGAUUUGGAUAUAGAAGAUUUGAUAGUUGAAAGUGGCGAAUUCAAAAUCCGAGCCGAAAAAAAAGAUGAGUUCCCUUAUCUUUUUGACACUGAUUUAGAGAUAUUGAAAAGAGCAUGGUUGAAUGAACAUUUUUCGCCCGAGAUUUUACCAUACGAGACAGCCUUUGAAAGGUUAGGCCAUAUCGUGGAAGAACAGGCCGCCAAAGCCGAAUCCAUGGCACUGUCAAAAGAAAGUUGUCCAAUCGGGAUGAUAAUAUUUAACGAUAACGAACGUAUAAAAUACAUUAUGAAUCGGUAUAUGCGAACAAGGUUACUUAAGAUUGAGAAAUAUGCAUCUUCGAUUCUUGAAAAUAUAGAAUUGAAAACUAGAUUGUCUCCAUCCGAAUUGGAAUUUGCAAAGAGGUUAGGACUGCAGGGAAUUGUAAAUCAUUUUAUUGAUUUUGAUUUAACAUUCACUGCAUCAUUAAUUUUCAGUUAUAAUGAUUUGAUUAAACGACACGAGAAUUCAUCAUUUUUAAAUAUGCUCCCACAAGAUUCAUUGGAGGUAUUGAAAUCAAUAGAUGAUGGUGUAGAAACGCUCUCUGCAAUUAAUAACCAUUUUAACUUGGAAAAAGUCAUAUUUUGUCGAGUUAAGGAGGAUAUUGGAACCUAUUCGUUUCCUUCCAGUCCCGAUGAAGUUGAAAACUUGGAAAAGGAUGAUGCAUACUUGAUCAAAUAUAAUGAUAUAAAACCACUUUUUAAUAAAG
This is a messenger RNA of Acaulospora colombiana, 862 nucleotides long. NCBI's taxonomy places the organism in Eukaryota, Fungi, Glomeromycota, Glomeromycetes, Diversisporales, Acaulosporaceae. The record is from the annotation of a GenBank genome assembly.